GCCAGUUCCCAUUCCGGACACAGGUCCUCCGCCUGGGGCCCCAGCUCAAGACAGGAGGGAGCCGCGCGGGUGUGUCAUUACCUUUGAGAGCUUCAUCCCGACUGUCAGGCCCGGAGGGAGCGCGGGCCGCCGGCUUGGCCGGACGAGCGCGGGGAGCAGGAGCCUCAGGCCGGACAGGAGCAGCGGACCGCGGGCGGAUGCGUGCGGAGUGAGCUGGGCGGCGCGGAGUGGCGGCCCCUGGGCCGAGUACAGCCCUGCGCCCCGCAUAGUGCGCGCAGGAGCCUGCGCUCUCCCCGGUCUCCCCGGUCUCCCCGCAGUGUUUCCUUCUCCCCCGUUUUUCUUUUGCGAUUCUGCACACCGCGGCCCGGAGGGAAAGCGGGGCAGCGGCGGGGACGCGAGCUCAGGGCCGGGCCGGAGGGCGCGGCGGAGGGGACCCUGAGGCCCGCAGCCGCCGCCGCCCCGCCCAGCCCCUGGCUCCAAACUUUCUGGCCAACUCGGCGCGGCGCCCGGCCGGCGGGGCUCAGCGGUGUCCCAGUGGCGGCAAGGGACGGAGGAUGAGCGGCCGCGGCCUCUGAGCGCCGAGCGGACAGAGACGGGGCCGGGUUACCCCAGAGCCCGCGCGGCCCCGGAGCCCGACACUCGCUCGCGGCGCCCCGGGAACAGGCGCUUCCACGCCGGCGGGCGGGCGGGCAGGUGGCCCCCGCGCGCCCCGCAACCCCGGCCCGGCGCCCCCCGCUCCCCGCGGCCCGGCCGGGGAUGCUGGCACUGGGGACGAUGGAGGGCAGCCGGCAGAGCGCUUUCCUGCUCGGCAGCCCGCCGCUGGCCGCCCUGCACAGCAUGGCCGAGAUGAAGACCCCGCUCUACCCCGCCGCCUUCGCGCCGCUGCCCGCCGGGCCGCCCUCGUCCGCGUCCUCGUCCUCGUCGUCGGCGUCCGCGUCGCCUUCCCCGCCCCUGGGCGCCCCGAAGCCCCCGGCCGCCGUGGCACUGUCGGCUCUGGGUAGCCCCCCGCAGCCUCUGUCGGCCGCCACCCCGCACGGCAUCAACGACAUUCUGAGCCGGCCCUCUAUGCCAGCCGCCUCCGCGCCGCCCUCCGCCGCGCCCUCCGCAUCCGCCGCCCCCGCUGCCUCCGGCCCCGCGGGGCUGCUGGCAGGUCUGCCCCGCUUCAGCAGCCUCAGCCCGCCGCCGCCACCCGGCCUCUACUUCAGCCCCGGCGCCGUGGCGGCCGUGGGCCGCUACCCCAAGCCGCUGGCCGAGCUGCCCGGCAGGACGCCCAUCUUCUGGCCCGGCGUGAUGCAGAGCCCGCCCUGGAGGGAUGCGCGCCUGGCCUGCGCCCCGCACCAAGGGUCCAUCCUACUGGACAAAGACGGGAAGAGGAAACACACGCGGCCCACCUUCUCGGGCCAGCAGAUCUUCGCCCUGGAGAAGACCUUUGAGCAGACCAAGUACCUGGCGGGCCCGGAGCGUGCGCGCCUGGCCUACUCGCUGGGGAUGACAGAGAGUCAAGUCAAGGUCUGGUUCCAGAACCGGCGGACCAAGUGGAGGAAGAAGCACGCAGCCGAGAUGGCCACGGCAAAGAAGAAGCAGGACUCGGAGACUGAGCGGCUCAAGGGUGCCUCUGAGAAUGAGGAGGAGGAUGAGGACUACAACCGGCCACUGGACCCCAACUCAGACGACGAGAAGAUUGCUCAGCUGCUCAGGAAGCACAAGCCGGGCGGCGGCGGGCUGCUGCUGCCCGCAGGGGAGGCUGACGGCUCAUCCUGAGCCGGGGGCAGGUGCACAGAUGUAUUUUUAUAACUGAAGCAUGGGGUCUGAGGGGACAGAAAGGACCCAGAGCGCCCUGCUAGGAGAAGGCCAUGACACCUGUCUCCGCCCUCCCGCCACUCCCAGCAGGUCCCCGGCUGCCGCUCCCCCCACCCCAUGCCUGCCUGAGCCGUCAGCAGCGGGAAGUGGUAGUGGGGGAGGCGAUGGCUAGAAGGGUGGACGUGCUCACGAGGGGACCCGAGGCCACGGUGGGGGUGGGGUCGGCUGCUAUUGCUGCAAGAGGCGCCCCCCCACCAACACACACACACACACUGCUGUGCCAGCUAAAGCAACCUGUUGAAGGCUCUUUGUAAAUAAAUCGUGAGUCACACUGACUAGAAGCUACUUUAUUGUGAAUAUUUAAAAUGUAAAAUGCUUUCUCUCUUUCUCUGA
Messenger RNA from Erinaceus europaeus (western European hedgehog), 2193 nucleotides. RefSeq names its product NK6 homeobox 1 (gene NKX6-1). The transcript is spliced from 3 exons. Gene Ontology annotation, molecular function: RNA polymerase II cis-regulatory region sequence-specific DNA binding; DNA-binding transcription factor activity, RNA polymerase II-specific. The record is from RefSeq and is a predicted model, not a curated record. The coding region runs from base 757 to 1761 and encodes 334 amino acids. Gene Ontology annotation, biological process: cell differentiation; regulation of transcription by RNA polymerase II. Gene Ontology annotation, cellular component: nucleus. NCBI's taxonomy places the organism in Eukaryota, Metazoa, Chordata, Mammalia, Eulipotyphla, Erinaceidae.